Messenger RNA from Enhydra lutris kenyoni (northern sea otter), 546 nucleotides. RefSeq lists its product as uncharacterized. The record is from RefSeq and is a predicted model, not a curated record. The transcript has 2 exons. The coding region runs from base 1 to 546 and encodes 181 amino acids. NCBI's taxonomy places the organism in Eukaryota, Metazoa, Chordata, Mammalia, Carnivora, Mustelidae.
AUGCCCGGGCCCGACGCGGAGGGCUCGCCCACCAUCGGGGGAGGUGUGGGGCUCGGCCGAAGGCAUCUUUUUCCCGGGCUUUCUCGGGGCCUCCUCCAUGCCGCCGCCUUCGCCUGGGGCUGGGAAGCCAAGGAGGGCAGUGGGGGCAGGUGCGGGGCGUCCCGUCGGUCGGGUCGGUCCCGCCGGGAGGGGGACGCGUCCGCGGUGACGGAACAGAAGCCCGGGAAGCCUCGGCCCCUCCGCGGCCGCUCGGAAGGCUCGUGCGGGGCGCGGCGUCGGCGCCUUCGGAACCUCCGGGGCCGCAGCUCGCCGCCGCCGCCGCCCGCUCUCCGGCCGGCCGGGGGAACCCGGGGAAGCCUCGCGGCCCAGGGGCGGCGGCGGCGAGACCCCGCCCCGCCCGGCCGGCCCGCGCCUAUCGCGGCUGCCGGCCUGGUCACGCGGAGAGUGGCGCUGCGGGCUCGGGGCCAGCGCCCGGCGGCUGCCGGAGUCGCCGCGGGGCCGGAGCAGGAGCCGGGGCGGGGGCGGAGGGCGGAGGAGCCGACCUGA